GCAACAAGCAACAGCAGAACCCUCUUCCCAGGCUAACAAAUUGUGCUUCCUCCCCCCCUCCUACCUCUUACCGACAGGCCGUACAGGUUGCGCGCUGUGCCGCCGGUGUGAUGCAUGGUACCAGGGGGGUUCUCAGUUAUCAGUGAGUUCAUAGUCGUUGCAGUGGCGUGGUUUCGUGGGGAUGCGCGUCGGGGCAUCAUAGGUGCAGAAGGGCUGUACGUGCAGGUGUUGGUGUGGGGAGUAGCGGCCGCUAGUGGCUGGCCAGGUGGACCACCUCUCCCCCACCUCCCGGGUAGGAGGGGAAGAGCAGGAGAAGGAGGAGGUGGUGGUGAGGGUCUCCGCCAUGCAGCCGGACACCACGUACACCAAGAUAUUCGUCGGGGGCCUGCCCUACCACACCACGGACGCGUCCCUGCGCAAAUUCUUCGAGGCGUUCGGAGAAAUCGACGAGGCCGUGGUGAUCACGGACCGGCAGACGGGCAAGUCGAGAGGAUAUGGAUUCGUAACCAUGGCUGACCGUGGCGCUGCAGACCGCGCGUGCAAAGAUCCCAACCCAAUCAUCGAUGGUCGCAAAGCCAACGUGAACCUCGCCUACCUGGGCGCCAAGCCACGCAUGCUGCCCCCAGGUUUUGCCCUGGGAAUUCAACACAUCCUGCCCCUGCCGAGGCCGUACGGUCUCUCCGCCCAGUACCUCUACCCGCCGCAGUUCCUGCCGCCGGGCGUCUUCAUCCAGACGCCCGGCGGCUCCCCCACGGGAGCUCCCCUCAACCCCUUCCUCGGGGUCGACUACUCGGGCGCACUCUACGCCCAGUACGCCCACGCCGCAGCCGCCGCCGGCACAUUCGAGCAGUCGUACCCCUACGCCGCGUCGCCCGCGCCCGGCGGGUUUGCCCUGCCGCCUCCCCACGGCUACCACCCGCAGCAGCCGCCGCCGGGAAGCUUCGCCGGCCCCGGGGGGUGCCAGCAGCCGCCGCCUCCGCCGCCGCCGCCGUUGGCCGCGGCUGCUGCGGCUGCUGCGGCCGCAGCGGCAGCAGCAGCAGCGCACGCGAGCGGAGCGACCGGCGGUGGGCUGCUGCCUCAAGUGUUCGGGCAUUUCCAGUCGCCAGGGGAACGCAUCUGAGCUGCCCCCCCUUCUUCUUCUGUGCUGCGAUCAGCUCCGCAGUACCCCCCGCCUCCUCCUCAUCAUCUUCAUCAUCAUCAACAUCAUCAACAUCAUCUUCAUCCACCCUCCUCGUCAGGGCUUCAUUUCGGAUGGAAUAUUGUCUGGAGCUGCCUGACUUUUAACAACUCCUCGGAAUCGACCACCAACCCCCUCCCACCACACCAGCGGGGGAAGGGAGACAUAUUUUCCGGAGCUCGCCCCGUUCAGCUCCAGCAGACAUUAAGCCCCGCUCCUGCUUAUUCCCACCACCAUCAUCAUCAUCAUGAUCCUCCUUGGAUGAACAAGGGAUGCAUUGGGUGCAGGUGCUGCCCUAGCACGUGACCUUCUAUAAAUUGGUGCAGACUAAAACUCAGGGGUAGGGCGUGACACCAUCAAUGCAAAAGAACAACUUUAAACAAACGUCUUAAAUAAUUUAGAAAGUGAGGCUCAGCCUUCUCUACCCCCCCCCCCCCAAUUCAAUGUUACAGAACCAGCUCGUAUGUGAAUGUGUUUGGAAGUGUUACAUUACAGAAGGUGUUUUGAAAGCCUGAGGCCCGCCUCCCUCCACGUGGCCAUUGCUGAGGCCACCUUGGAGCUAAGGCCCAUGGAAAAAAACCAUCCCGGCGUGCUCUCCACUCUCUGUGGCCCUCGACACGACUACGUCUGAAUCGGACGAACAAAAACACAGGGCAUUGAAGAUCAUCGUCGGCUGUGAACUAUAGAUUGUUCACGCAUUUGCCGUUGUACGCGUGAGUUGUCAGAUUUAAAAAAAAUGUGCACCCAAUACAGCAAUCCAGAGAGAAGAACAGAACCCAAUGAAAACGCGAGUGGAAGGCAACAGAGGGCUGAGGACAACGGACGAAGAGGUGGACUGAUGAUGGGGAGGAGGAGGAGGCAUCGGAGUAGAUACAUCACCAGCAGAUGGGAUAUGAUGAUGAUGACGACGAUGAUGAUCGCCAACAGUUCAAGUUUAUUUGUGUAACCAGGUGAGAAGUGGAACAACCGCGAUGAGUCCCAUUCGCGAGAGUGACCUGGGCCACAAAACAUUACCAAAGCAAAGCAGAUAUAUUAAAUAUAAAUAUAUAUAAAGUGCAGCGACGAAACAAAGAGGAAUGAGGGCAAAAACAACUGUGUCAACAGUGGCGGACGGCUGCUGCUGUCAGAAGUUCGCGGAUCCAGUGGCGUUCGUAAAAAGGGCUGAAUGAGAAUAGAGAGACACGUGCGUUGUAUGUCAUUUACAUGUGUCGUAUGUCACGUGUGUUACAUAUAUAUGUGAAGAAAACGCAUUAUGCUCUGUUGGGGAACAGUAUGGGUUUUAUAUAUCUAGGUGUGGUAGAUCAAAGGUUGAAAACUCACUCGUUAGAACUGCUUUGUUGUCCUACCCCCGCACCUCCGAUUAGCACGGUUGGCUACGUACGGUGUGAAGGAAGUUCAACAUACAUACAAAGGUCUGGAGGCAAGGGUUGGUGGAUAAUAUCGGUAAUUUAGAACUCCUGAAAUUCGCUGAUCUGCGAAGUGGUGGCCAGGAGACUAGCAGUACAGCAAGUGUGUUCAAGAACCUAUCCGUGCAGAAUGUUAUCUCCUCGCAAGAAUGAUGGUGUCUUGCAAUUUAUUCCCGGAUACAAAAAAUAAAUGCUCGUUAAAGGGAAAUUGGCCAAACAUCGCCAACUAUACUCAGCGAUGAUGAUCUCCUUAAAAAAAAAAAGUUUCUUGUAGCAUUCUGGGUAAUACAUUAAAUAAAUCGCCUUCCAUUCUGUAUCCUCACAUAAAUAUAAAGUAUUCCGUAAGUCUGUUGACCUUAGGACGUCCAGAAUUGAGUAAAUAGUCAGUAUUUGUUUAAGCCCACGAACUUUGAACUGGUUUCACCUUUUCAUCGGUGGCUCAUCAGCAGGUUUCAGGCAUGGCACACGGAUGUUGCUGGCUUACCGGGCGUCAUUGGUGCGUGGCCCCUCUCUACACCCUCGGUGGUCACCCAACAAAAAUGUAUUGCAAAACAUUUCACAAGGCAUUACAUUCGGGCUGAUGCAACGAAUGACUAAUUCUUCAUUGGUACGUUAAAUGAAUCACUUUCCAGUCCCAUAACUCCACAAGAUCGGCCUUCCAAACUCGUGUUUAACCAACAGCAUAAUUUGUUGGAACACGCAAACUCUUUGCCCGGAUGCACCCUUCUUCGGCUCAUCAGCAAAGUCACGGCAGCGAGAUGUUAACUACCUCGCCUGGUAUACAGGAGGUCGUGGGUUCGAUCCCGACCCGGACGCCUGCUGUAUAUUUGAAGUUUGCGUGUUCUCCCCGUGAUCGCGUGGAUUUUUCUCCGGGUCCUCCUGUUUUCUCCUGCACAUUUAGAAUCAACAUCACGCGUUUUAGAGUAUGUGGCUGCUAUACAUUUCCACAUGAUAAGUCCACUUCGUUGGCGCUAUCAUUUGUGAUGGGCAGGUGUGCUUCUGAAAAAAGAGCUGUAUAUAUAUGGAGCUCAGUGGGUCUUAGCUGGUAAAAUAAAAAAAAAUAGUUUAUAGUUCAAAGACUGCUGCUGGUGUGCGCACUGCGUUUGCACAGGCUGCGUCUGCCCUUGUACAGUGCUUAAUUUAUCUUUCGCGAAGUCAAGCGGGCACUGUUUGUCAGCGAGGCUGCUAAAGCCUUCCAAUCGUGAAGGAAUCAUCUGUAGAGGAAAUCACUCGAGUGACAUCCGACCCAGUUAUGAAGUCAAAAUAAUAACGGUAGCAGGACUCUAAUGAAGUCAGUUUAACACGUAGGCUUUCGCGACCAAUAUGCAUAAUACAGGUUUUUUUGGGGGGGUUAGAUCGCGUAAAUAUAAAUGUGUCGUAAAACCCGCCACCACCCGACACAGACAAUUAUUAAGGGGUUUAUCACGUAAACAGAACAUGCCAGUUCGUCACUAGUACAGCACACCGGUGUGUUGGAGAGAACAUUCACAACAUUUACAAUCUGAGGACGACGUUUCGCCAGUAAUUACAACCGGCAUGAUCAGGCAGCAGCCAGAUCUGUAAUGUAGUCCUCUUCACGCCGUGUCGGUCUUGGGGUGGUCGUUUGACCAUACUUCACUACGCCGGUCAGUGCCGGUUGAUGAAAUAAAAGUUGGCAGUGGAGCGAAUUCAAUUUGAUGACCGGCUCAGAGAUCACUCACCACUGAUGCUAGUGCGCUAAUCACCGCGCCACCACUCCGUCCCGGAUAAUUAAAGUCCUUACGUAAUUAUGACAUCGAUGAUAAUGGUGCUUAAUAUGUUUGCGUUUUGGCUACUGGUGUGAUAAUGAGACUUAAUCAAACGAGCUGCAAUUAAGCAAUUGGCUUAUAUCGGAUUAGCUGUUUUUUUCUUUUUGGCACCUAGCCGUAAUCUCCCGGCUGUCUGUCACGCCUGAACCCACGCGUGCCGGUGACGCUGGCAAAGGCGUCUGGCUCAUUGAUUGUUCUGAGCAAACUGCGCGCAUUUCCGCAGGGAAACUGUUGAUGCCUGAUGGGCAAAGGAAAGAUAUUGCCAGUCCACUGCUGGACGGAGGUCGCCCCAUGCCGUGGCGGAUACGAGAGGGGUGGUUUGA
Molecule: messenger RNA, 4693 nt
Organism: Lethenteron reissneri (Far Eastern brook lamprey)
Lineage: Eukaryota; Metazoa; Chordata; Hyperoartia; Petromyzontiformes; Petromyzontidae
Product: RNA-binding protein 24-like
Cellular component (GO): nucleus
Molecular function (GO): mRNA 3'-UTR binding
Source: RefSeq, a predicted model, not a curated record